Molecule: messenger RNA, 1560 nt
Organism: Apis dorsata (giant honeybee)
Lineage: Eukaryota; Metazoa; Arthropoda; Insecta; Hymenoptera; Apidae
Product: THUMP domain-containing protein 3-like
Exons: 8
Coding region: 175-1497 (440 amino acids)
Biological process (GO): tRNA methylation
Molecular function (GO): tRNA (guanine) methyltransferase activity; RNA binding
Source: RefSeq, a predicted model, not a curated record
AUAGCUAGUAUAUAUAUACUUUUUAUAUCAUACAAUAUAUUUGAUAAAUAUUUGUUGUUACAUUUCGUAAAAGUUAGAAAUUUUGUAAACUGUUCAACAAAAUUGACAUCUUGUAUCAGGAGUUCAUGAGCUUCAAAGAGUAUAUAAGGAUAAUUUACAUAUACCGAAUUUGACAUGAAUAUAGAUAACGAAUCAAGUUUACGAAAACUUUUCCUAGAAUCAUCAUUAAAUGAUAAUGUCUUUAUGAUAGCAACGACUGUAGAUACAGGUUUUGAAUGGCAAGCAAUAGAUGAAUGCAAAGAGAAAUUGGAUAAAAAUGUUAAAGUUGUCAAAGAACGCGGCAAAAUUUAUUUCAAUAUAUAUUGGAAUCAAUUUAUACAAAUACAAGAAAUGAGAUCAAUAGAUAAUAUGUUUAUUGUCGCAGAUGUUAGCAAAUUUGAAUUCUCAGGAAAUAAAGAAAUGGAUUUACAAUUAUUUAAAAAUGCUGUGCAUAAUAACAUGAAAUUAGAAAAAACUCUAGAUAUUUGGAAACAUGUUACUGGUUUUCAAGGAAAAAUAUACCCAACUAUUGAUGAAUAUAAUCUAGCAGAAAAAGAUCGUAAACUUUGUAACACAACUGUUGCACCUACUACACCUAAGGGAAAGAAAAGAGGUCAAAAUCCAUUUAAUGCUAAAGAAGAUGAAAUAUUAAGAUAUAGAGUAACAUGUGAAAGAACUGGCAAACAUAUAUUUGAAUCAUCAGAUGUUGCUAGAACUAUAGGUGGAGAAUUGCAAGAUAAAUAUUUAUGGCUUGUAGAUUUAUCUACAUAUUAUUUAGAAAUAGUCUGUAAAUUAAUCAAUAAUGAAUUGGUAACACAAUUACGUGUUACACAUGAAUCUAAACACCACAGGAAUAUCAUGUGUUUUGGACCAACUACCCUUAGAGCAACAAUAUGUUAUAAUUUGUUAAGACUAGCUCAUCCAAAGCCAGGAGAUAUAAUAAUUGAUCCAAUGUGUGGUAGUGGUUCUAUUCCAAUUGAAGCAACUUUAGUGUAUUUUAAAUCAUAUGUUAUUGGUGGAGAUAAUCAUCCCAAAGCUGUACAUAGAACAAAAUCUAAUAUUGAAGCAUCUUCUUCUAAAUGUAAGAUUGAUUUAUUACAUUGGAAUGUAUCACAAUUACCAUUUAAAGAUUCCUUUAUCGAUAUUGCUGUUACCGAUAUGCCAUUUGGAAAAAGAAGUGGUCGAAUAAUGGAUAAUAGAAUACUUUAUAAACAAUUUUUAAUAGAAUUAGGACGAAUUGUAAAACUUCUAACAGGUCGGAUUGUUUUACUUACUUAUGAUAGACGUAGUUUCAAUAUGGCUUUACAAGCAGCUGGAGAUUUGUUUUAUGUGACAAAAACUUUAGGUAUAAAUAUAGGUGGUCUUCAAGCAGCAGUUUAUGUUUUAAAACGAACAAAUAUACCUUAUGAACAAUUUAAACCAAAAUCUGUUAAAAAUGUGACAUACAAAAAGAAAUAAAUUAUAGACCUCGCGUUAUUUGUUAUAAAAUUAAUUUUAAUAUCUUUAUUAUAUUAAUAUCUU